CAUGCUUACGAUCUAGAUGCUUAAAAGCAACCAUGGUUUUCCCUUCAGAGUAAGAGAGUAAUCCUUUGUACACGUUCCCAAAUCCACCUUUUCUAAUAACAUUGUUGUUAUCAAAGUUCUUGGUAGCUGAUUUUACCUGUUCCAGUUUGAUUUAAGGUGUCGAGUCUCUCCCAGAAAGGCUUCCAUUCUUUGCUGAUCCAAUAGUGAUUACAAAACUGAAAUCGAAAUGAUGGAAGCAAUUGCAAGUGCAGGAGGUGAGGCUUCCAUGAAAUUGUGUGGUUGGAAGAUCUUUUAGUGUGAUUUCAUGGCCAAGCCACUGAGCCAGCCAUCCAUGGAGCAGCUCCGUCAAUGACUUUCACUGAGGCUAUGUACUCGCGUCCAAUCUCCUCAGAUACUAGCUCCAUUGCUUGAUGUUGACAAUAACGAGUUUGGAGAUGGCAGUGGCAACGAUGACAAGUUUGGUAGAGGCAGAAAUGAGAAUGGGGUCAACGGUGGUCGCCAGAGUGACUAGUGAGAGAGGAAGGUGGACGGUGGAUCCCUGUUUCCAGUGACAGAGUAAUUUUAUCAAAUUUCCUGAAUCACUUCGUAGAUCUUACAUCCAGCUCUACCAUCUGGGGUUUGUAUCUAGAAUGGAAUCAGCAGAACAAAGUUUGGGAAGUGUUACAGAAGAAUUGAUCGUCGCCGGUUGUGGCUGAGAUGCAAUUGUUGAUUAAGUUGGUAUUCAUUUUGAGAGAUUGAAGUUAACAAUGGCACUUAAGCUGCCAGCUGCUGAAGCUGCAAAUGUUGCGAUUCAGUCAAUUGGAUGUGGUUAUGAUAUCUCGUUGGAUCUGAGGCUUAACGAUCGCAAACGUCGUUAUCUUUCAGAUGUUGGUAAUAAUCCAUAUCGAAAUUGCCGUUUGAUAGAAAUUGAGGAGGAUGAAGGCAGAGACAUUGUGCUUCCUGGUGGGCUUCUACUCCUCAAUGUUCCCGGAUCCAUCAAAUGUGAUGAAGGCGAGCAUACACGACUUCAUUCUGAUGUUCUUUCUUUUCGGCUGAUGUCGGAGCAAUUCAAUCAGGAAUUAUCAUUAUCAGGCAAAAUUCCUUCAGGCCAUUUCAAUUCCAUGUUUGAGUUUUCUGGAAAUUGGCCGGAAGAUGCAUCGACUGCUAAAACCCUAGCUUUUGAUGGUGUUUUCAUCUCUUUGUACACCAUUGCAUUAGAAGAAUCUCACAUGGUUCUUUGUGAUCAUGUUAAGAAAGCUGUUCCAUCUAAAUGGGAGCCUGCUUUGUUAGCAAGGUUUAUUGAAAAAUUUGGCACUCAUAUAAUUGUGGGUGUAAAAAUGGGCGGAAAAGAUGUCCUAUAUAUGAAACAGCAUUAUGCAUCAUCACUUGAGCCUUCUGAUGUACAGCAAAGGUUAAAGGAAAUGACACACAAGAGAUUUUUGAACUCUGAACACACGUCUCAAAAUGACAAGUAUGACAUCAGACAGCAGCAACUAAGGUUUCCAAACUCGGACACAUCUAGCUCUUAUUCUUAUGAGGAGCAUCUUUUAAGCAUUUUCAAAAGGAGAGGUGGGAGUGAUGACCGGAACCUAAAACAUAAUGAGUGGUUACAUACAGUACAAUCAGAACCAGAUGUGAUCACAAUGUCCUUCAUUCCAAUAACCUCUUUGCUUAAUGGUGUUUUGGGAAGUGGAUACUUAAGUCAUGCCAUAAAUCUCUAUUUAUGCUAUAAACCUCCAUUUGAAGAGCUCUGUAAGUUUCUGGACUUCCAGCUACCGAGACAAUGGGCCCCUUUAUUCAGUGAGCUGUCCCUUAGUGAUCCACAACAUGAGCAACAAAGUACAACGUCUUUACAGUUCAGCUUUUUCGGGCCCAAGCUCUACUUGAACACCAAUAAGGUUGAUGUAGGUAUGAUGCCUGUAACGGGCCUCCGGCUUUACCUCAAUCGUGAAAGAAACAAUCAAUUAGAGAUCCAUCUCCAGCACCUCUCCGGCAUCCCAAAAUUCUUCCAACUAGAAGACUCCGUAAACGGAAUCUCCAAUUCUGAUUCCGACGACCGUAGAUACUACGAAAAGGUCCAGGGGAAAAACUAUGACUACGUCUGCACCGCCCCGGUCGAGUCCGGAAACAGAAUAUUCUUAAUCGUAAACGGGGCCCAUUUACAUGUCAGGGAUCACGGCUCCAAAAAAGUCCUCUUUUUACGCCUCCGCUUCUCUGAACUACUCGGUUGCACCGCAAGGAGGUCGGAAUGAAUGGGAAUCCCCACUCCACAUACCGGAGUUUGUGGGCUCGACAGAGAUGAUGCGGAAGCUAUUGAAGUUUGUGGAGACAACAGAGAUCACGCGGGGCCCGCAAGAUAGCCCGGGGUAUUGGGUUGUCACAGGGGCUAGACUUGUUGUGGAAAAGGGAAAGAUUUCUCUUCGGGUCAAGUACUCUUUGCCUAAGAUGUUAGCCGAUGAACAAGUGGCAGAUAAUCAUUAAGUGAUAUGUACUUUUAAAUCGUUUUAAACUCGUGUUUGGAAAUUGGAGAUGCAAUGCCAUGGUAAUAUAAUGUUUUCAUGAGUAU
This is a messenger RNA of Lactuca virosa, 2545 nucleotides long. Lineage: Eukaryota; Viridiplantae; Streptophyta; Magnoliopsida; Asterales; Asteraceae. The record is from the annotation of a GenBank genome assembly.